CUAAAAAGCAAAUUGCACUGGAUUUCUGUCAAAAAUUAAUUCUUUAAAUUUCGCUUAAUUAUAUAGUUUUCCUGUAAAGAAAAUAAAUAAUUAAAGUAAAGAAUCUACCUAUAAUUAAGAUCACAUUUCACCUUCAUUAUGGCAUGUGCAACUUUAAAACGUUCUUUGGAUUGGGAAGCACUUAAUCAGCGUCCUACAAAGAGGAGGCGCUGUCUUCCAUUUGGAGCUAAUCCAUCGUCUCCAACCACAUCGACUAAAAUUGCUGAAUCAUCCACAGUCUCUCCAUUUCUUGAAGCAUCAUCGUUAGCUCCAAAAUUAACUCCAGAAAAAAUGGCUGAAAAUAUUCGCGAGGAAAUUCGUCGAUUACAUCGCAGAAAACAAUUGUCAUUUAAUAAUUCAGUUCAUGAAUCAAUGCAAGACUCAGAUACAUCUGGAAGUGAAAUGGGAGCAGAAAGUCCGCGACGUCCUGAUACACCACCGACUGCUAUUAAAAAUCCAGAUAUGGCUUUAUUCACAUUUAAGCAGGUACAAAUGAUCUGUGAACGCAUGUUGAAAGAAAGGGAGGAAAAGCUUCGUGAACAAUACGAUGCAGUGUUAAACAAUAAAUUAGCAGAACAGUACGAUGCGUUUGUCAAGUUUACUUACGAUCAGAUACAGCGUCGCUAUGAAGCUGCUCCAAGCUAUCUCUCCUAAUCAUCGUUUUUCUUUUCUCAAAAUCAUCACAUUUGUUGGAGAAGAAGUGUGUGUAAGGAAUGGAGCUGAUUAACUAUAUCGAAGACAUGUGUGUCAUAAUAAUAUGAUUUCUUUCUUUUUUGUUUACAUCAAACAAUUUUUUUGCGCAAUUAAUCUUAGAUUUAAAAUCAUAUUUUCUGAUUUUUUUAUGUUUAAUUUGUUAGAUUUUUUCCACAAGAUUCAUAAAUUUAAAAAAAAUUCUUUAUCUUCUUUAUCUCGUAACAUAAAGAUACUUUUAUACAAUUUUAUAAAGAGAUAUAAGAAGUUCAUGAUUCUUUUUGGUCAUUUAUUUGUUAAGGAAGUUGAAAGCAAGUGAAAAUAUGUGUUUAUGAUGAAAAAACAAGGCUUAAAACUAUCAUUUUUGGAAUUUUCGAACCUAGUAACUAUGGACGAGAUUUGACUAGAAGCUUUUCUUAGCCUUAGAAUUUAAAAAUUCUAAUUUUUUAUGAUCAAUUAAUUGACUGGUUAUUUACGACAUAUUAUCAAUUUGUCUAGUUUAUAUACAGGAGGAGAUUAGUCUCAACUCUUGAUUUAAAGCAUUAAUUAUCAUAUUUGUACUGAAAUAGUGAGUACUAAGAUUUUGUUGUAACGGGUUUUGUCCAUAGUUAUUAGGAAUUAAACUAAAAAUAUAUUUAACAUUUCAAUGAUUCUUAUACGAAAUUAAAAAAUAAUAUAAGGAAGAAUGAGUAAUAAUGAAUAUCAACUAGUAACACUUUCGAGAAAAAAAAUCCUAAUUAUCCUUUUAAUGAACAUAUAAAGAUACUUUUAUAGUU
Molecule: messenger RNA, 1505 nt
Organism: Chironomus riparius
Lineage: Eukaryota; Metazoa; Arthropoda; Insecta; Diptera; Chironomidae
Source: the annotation of a GenBank genome assembly